Molecule: messenger RNA, 15318 nt
Organism: Gallus gallus (chicken)
Lineage: Eukaryota; Metazoa; Chordata; Aves; Galliformes; Phasianidae
Gene: CDH5
Product: cadherin 5
Exons: 12
Coding region: 10706-13162 (818 amino acids)
Biological process (GO): homophilic cell-cell adhesion; calcium-dependent cell-cell adhesion; cell-cell junction assembly
Cellular component (GO): plasma membrane; bicellular tight junction; adherens junction
Molecular function (GO): cadherin binding; calcium ion binding
Source: RefSeq, a predicted model, not a curated record
GCAGAGAUGUUCACAGUUUACACUGGAGGAGGAAAAUCUUUAGAUUCCCCGGGCUAUACCACAAUAUUCCCAGGUCACGUAACAGAAAAAACACGUUACGCUUUUUCUGUAGUUCUGUUCUGUAAUAUAUAGAUUAUGUUGCCAAUGUUCAUUCACAAUGGAAAAAGGAUUGAAAUGAUAUUGCAAAUGGCAGCUGUAAGCCCUUUAUGAAACAAUUCCAUUUGCAGCGUGGAGGUUACAGGCUUAGUACAGCUUGCAGUGAGCAGGUGUACGCUAUGCCGUGGUCAGCAUGCUCCAGCAAAGGGAGGGCUGCCCUUGGCAGUUCAAAAAGCUGCUAUGGUUUUAUGUAACCAACCCAAAGAAGACAGGAAGCCCUCACUUUUACCUGCCAUCCCUGGUUUAUUGUACCUGCUGAGGGUACCUAGGGUUGGAGGGAGAGGUUAGGUAAACACUUCAGUGCCUUGGUCUCCUAAGUCCCAGCCCUGGGCUAUCAGCUUUUACAGCUCCUGUUCCAGAACACCAGCAAUUCGUACUUGAAAACCUUCUUGAUCUCAAAGGUCCAAAACGCACCAUUUUUUUUCUGACAAGGUAUUUUACAAACAGUUUCUUGGUGCAAGAAGUUGGUUGAAAAGGCUUAUCUUUUCCUAAAGACAGUGCAGCAAACCCCUGAGGCAACAAGUGUGCUGUACAGCUUGCAACGACGAAGCAUAUAUGCAUAAGAGAUUAAUUGAUACUGCUUUUUGUGGAAGAAUUCUAUUCUGCAACAGUGGAACUGCCAGUGUGCACAGUACCUUCUUGUGCUGGUUGUCACACUGUAAUAAAGAUAAAGGAAGGAAAGAAAUGCAGGGAAAAAAGUAAUGGGAGAAGAUUAACUUCUGUGAGAAAAUCUGUUCUAUUCUCAUCUGCUGAAAACAUUGAAAGUUGGUUGCUACUGCAGUUAACAAAGGUGUAAUCAAUGUGCUCCUGCCCCCACUGAUUAUAAAUCAUCACAUCAGCAUUUGUAAAAGCAUGCGGUAAUAUAAAUGUUCAUGCAGGAAAAAGAACUAGACAAAAGCAAGGUUGCUCCAAUGACUUACAAAAGCUUCUCAUCUCCAGUUAAUUUGUGCCUUGUAACAACACUCAGUUUACCAGAAACAUACAGCAGAAACACUGACUUGUCAUUUAUCUGUGAUAUCUCGAGGAGUUACUUUCUGUCCUUACAUAAGGAGUGACCAUCAGGAGAAAAGGACGCAGUUUUAAUUUAGCAUAUGAAUGCCUCAGGACAGCACAGUGCACUGCAGAGCUGUAAUGUGAAGUUAGAACAAUACAUAAAUGAAAUAGAAAGCAAAAGAUCAACUCAAUUAACAGAUCAUUCCUGUUUUGUUCACAAAACUCUGUUAUUUUUCAGAGUGUUACAGCCACACCACGCUAAGUACUUCCCAACACUCUACUCUUAAACGUAAGAUCAUAGAACUGUUAUUUAGACAUUAUAAAGCAAAUGCUAACAUUGAAAGCAUGCCGUGGGACAGCUGUGUGUCAUCCCAAACCUGCAGCUCGCACAGAGCUGGGCUCAGGGCUACCAGGAGAGCUCAGGUAGAGAAAGUUCCACCGAAAGAGUUAACAGGUUUGCUGCCAAAAGAAAACAGGUUUGUUUCACAUCCUGCCUCUGUUGGAUGAAACAGCUGAAAACAGGAUAUAGGUAAAAAUCCCUGGUUUAAAGGCUCCCCUGAUUUAUAGCUGGUACGGAACAAAGGAUUGCACUACGCAUCCGCAAGUCAAUAUUUCAAUUAAUAUUUCAAAUGAAAAAUAGACAAUCUUUUCAAAAAGUCUUUUUCGUUUGGUCAGGUUACCUUUCUACAGGAGUACAGGCUCCCAUCAGGCUAGCUAAUGCUUCAUAACUACCAAAAAAGGGGAGGUUCACAGAACAGAGGUAACCGAUUGUUUCUAGCGGCUGAGCUGGCUGCAAGGAAUCUCCAUGGUUGUCGUGUGUUCAUCACUUCGGUUUUGACUCAGGUUCUAGAAGUUUAAUUCAGAGGUUCAUAUGUUAGUGCCAAGAAGAAAAUGGGAUUCCUCUGCCUGUGAGAAAUGCAUUGAAAACACUGAGAAUGAAAAUGUUGCUGUGCAUUUUUUAAAAAACAAAUGUCUUUCUUCUUGCUGUCUUUGGGGCUUUACGGAUCAAAAAUGCCACCCAGUGUAGCCCUUCAACUUUAGACCAAAGCAGAGAGGGACUAUUUGUGUAAACUGGAGGCUCGCUAGGACAGAGAGAUGGCCAACUCACAGUCAGUAAGGAGAAAGUUGUGGGCAGGUAGACGGGCACUCUGGCAGACUUCUCCAGACAAGGACAGCUGAGCCGUUCCAUACAAGAUUAGGAGCUACGUGUGAAAGAGUUAUCAAGCAGCCUGUGUGAAAGGGUGGAGAGUUCAUCCUGAGAAAUGGCUGACUAUUCAGAAGGAAGACAGGUGUUGGUACACACUGCAGAAAUUGUAGACACUGUUCCAAAGGAUCAAUGGAAGAGAAGAAGUAUUCUCCUGCUCCAACACUGCUACCUGAAAUGCCAGGAGUUACUGAGCACCACCACAGCCACAGGCAGGCCAAAAGCAGGAACCUUUUAAAUUCUUUAUUCUUGUUUCAAAAUACAGAAAGGCCACUGCUCCUGUCCCAGUCUAGCUGUCACCAAAACCUUCCUGUUCCUGUGUGAUUUUGCAACCAUACUGUGUCAGAACCCAAGGAGAAAAAGCCCUCUGGUUUUGUACCAUGCUAUUUUACAGAGCCCACUAUCAGCCUUCACAAAUCAGCAGCACUCCAUCCAGCUCUGCCCCCGCUGCACGCACCCCCUGCCGUGCUCCCUGCACCCUCCUCUGCUCCCAUACCCAGCCACACCAUCCGGCACCACCUCCUGACUCCUCGUGACACUCACAGGGUGCAAAGUAGGUUAUCUACAGCACACACAGACCCCUGUCCUUAUUCUGUGGGACAGUAUAAAGGGAGAUCCCACUUCCACGGUAUGCCUGGUAGAUAGAGCCAAAUUCCUUCUGUCUUUGUCCACAUUUCUGAGUAAUGCCUUGGCAGGAGCAGUCUUUCCCCUUCCUUUUAUGAUGGUAUCUGUUCUGAAUUUGUGUUCUGAAAAUCCUCUCUAGGAGUGCAAAGUGUACCUUAAAGCAUGCUGCUUGAGGAGACUAAGAGCCUAACGCUGCUGUCGUGCAAAUGACAGGAAAUCCUGCCAUUGAUGGGAAACGUUCCUGCGCUGAGUUCCUCUUUAUAGCCAGAGCCUCCACAGGCACAGUCCUAGGGCAGCUUCCCCCUUCCCUUUGGAGGACCUCAAGUUCUGCACCUGAAUUUAGAGAUUUGCAGUAUCUUACUGGAUUUUAUUGUCACUGUCUUUCAGAUAAGUAAGAAAUGUCCGAAUGAGAACUAGUUUGGUUUUGUUAGGGCUAUGCCAACCAAUCCAUACUAUUAAUAAGGUAUUGGAUUUUUUUUCACCACCUUAUUUAUGAAUCCACAUCAAAAUAGUACAUGGUGCCUGUUUAUUCAGUUCUGUCAGUGCUUUCAUUAAAACAAACAAAUAUUGCUACACUAUGCAUAUUGUAGUAUAAUCUAAAUUACCAGUGCGCUCCAACUAAAAAACAUAUCCAAGUGGAGAUUGAGAACUGAGGCAGAAAGCAGAGGGUAGGCUCCUUUUAGAAGGACAACGCUGGGAGCAAACGGACUUGCUUUGCACAUCAGGUUUCCAGUGCCAGCAGCAGCACUGGUAAGUUUAGGAUUAGUAUAGUUACAUCAUCCAGUAACUGCACUUGGAGAUGAUUCAAGAUUCUAACAGGAAGAAAGCGGUACGCUUGUCUUUGGAAUACAUUGCACCAUUUUCCUUCUGUGAAAUAGAGAGCUUUAUUACCUGCCUUAUAUGGAUUGAUCUUCAGCUCCAUUUAAUGAACAUUCCAAUAAACAGCUACUAACUCAGGAGAGAAAAAUUUCCACCUCAGCAUAGGAAAUACCUCCACUGAACUUCGGAUUCAGGCCGCAGAGCCACAAAGUGCAGUUCUGCUGGGAAUGGGAGCUUCCCAUGCAGCCAGGCUGCCCAGCACCAGCAUUCCAGGUGUUCCCAUGCCAAGCCCCAGCAGGGCCGCAGUGCCAGGAGCGCUGCCACCAUCUGUGAGCAGAACUCUCGCUGGGUCACCCUGAUGAAAGCCCUGAUAGCUCUCACUUUUAUCACUUCCACAGAGACUGACACAAUGUGUAAACAACAGCAGUGCCAGCACCUACCAUUGUAGCUUGGUUCAAGUGGCGAAACUGCAUCAAGUCACUGUCAUUUCCAGAUGGAAACGAAACCCAACAGAGAGCAGUCUACCUCUAAAAAAUGUCAUAAAACAUAGGACAGCUUUCCUUAAUUUUUUCAACUUCCCUACAUCCGAGGAAUGAAUUUCCUAGCUUUGCUUUUUCAGCACUGUAAGCUGGAAAUUUGCUUCCCUAGUUUCAUUUUGAUUUGAAGCUGAGAUUUCCUUGACUCUCAGAGCUAAACUGUAAGUAAAAACAUUGAAAGGCUCAUUGUAAAUUCAUAAGAGCAGCAAUAAUAUCAUUUGUAUCAUCUCACAACACAUGGGGAUUUUAACAAUGGAAAUGUUCCAGGAAAAGACUGUAACUAUAGGGGUUGGCAGAAAAGGUCUUGAAGUUAAUUAAGCCUGGUCUGGAAGUCUAGUUGAAUAAGGGCAGGAAAUAGAGAAGAAUGAACUGACAUUUGAAUUAGACAUUUAAAAAGGGGGAAAAACACUGAAUACUAAUAACCAAACAAAACAGAUCCAGACACACCCUGUUGUUUUAGCCUUUUGCCCAGCCAGAAAAAAGAGAGAUUUAUGUGUAUGUGCUUUCUUUAUCUGCCACGAAAUUAAUUUUCAGAAGAAAUAUCAACGCAUCACGUUACUGGGUAGAAUAAUCUGGUCAAAGGAAUUGGCACACACAUACAGCUAACAUGUUUUCUCUGCUUCAGAUUACUGCUAGCAUGAUAAAUAUCAGUUAACAGUGACCUGCCCGUGAUGCUCAUGUUAGAGAUAGAUACUUCUGCUCCUGAGCUUUUGUUGAGAAAGAUGUAAAGAACAAAAUCUUAUCUUCUGCAAACACAGCUAUAUUGUACUUUGAAUAUAUAUAUAUAUUUGUUGUUGUUGCUGUUGUUGCAUGCAGUGCCUCAAACGAUGGGGACUUUUCCUUAAUCAAACCAGCUCAGUCAGAGCUCUGUGCCAGGAAGCCUCUCUGAUACGACAGCUUUAUGUGGAAACAAACGGGAAGGAGAAAAGCUCUAUAUUAUUCUCAGAGUCAUCUUAUUUUGUUCUAGCUUGGACAAACUCCUAAACACUCAGUGACAUAUCCAGCUAAUCUCUGUGUACAGCUGAGCUGACCAGGGGCGGAAUCAAAGCAGAUUGAUUCUGAAAUGUGCACACAAUUUAUUGUAGAAAACAAAGCCUCUGGUUGGAGAUGCUUGAGGAAUCUUUUUAGCAAUCACAAACACCUCCAACACAUCAGAACUGUUCUAUCUCUGCAAGGGGAUGAGCCUAAUAAUUAUUGAAGGAUUCUCCCCCUUCACACUCAAGGAGGAUUUGCCCCCUUCACACCCAAGCCCCACUCCCCAAAAUCAGGCAAUGCAGUCUAAGGGAGCUGCUGCCAACACCCACAUUUCCACCUCUCCUACCGGAGCAGCUUGGGGUACACAAUCAUUAACUGGCUGAAAGAAAGCAAGGAGAAACAUCCACAGACGCUUCAGGUAGUGUCAACAAGACGGAUGGAGACUCAGUCCUCCUGCGGCAUGAGUGAGACCCUUCUCAGAGACAAGUACACCAAACAGCAAGAUCAUCGCUGAAACUGCAUACUUUUUGGAUGUGUGGAAGAGAACAGAUUAUUUGCCUGUCCAUAAUGCUGGUACUUCAUCACCAUUUUCAGCAUUUGUCCUAAUCAGUAAUUAUCUGGAUGGGAAAUGUUUUCCUCUUAACUUUCUAUUUUGGACAGAUAAUUCAUAGGGGAAAAAAUGCUUGCUCUUCCAAGCUCUGCACACAGGGUUUAUUCCACUCAUCUUAUUAGCUCAUUUCAGAACAGAAGGGCUGUGUUUAAAGCAAAGUAAAACCCUCAAAAUAGCUCAGAUUUCAACAGCAUUCGUCCAAGAACAAAUUUUCUGUCAUUUAAUUGUUAGUUUCACUGCAGCAACAUCUGGGUAGCAAAAAAAUAAGAUCACUCAUAGAUCCUACAAGCUUGCUGGUUUAAGGAAAUUGAGCCCUGUAAAUGAACAAAGCACAGAGAUCUAUGUGACGUGUGGCAUGAUUAUAUGAGGUGGUCAUAUUCUGUACCAAACAUGCAAACUCCACUUAGAAGCUUGAACAUGCUCACUAAAUCCAGAAUACUUCUUCUCUUUAGGUGUUAUUUGACCCUCAUAGCUGUGAUUCCAAGGCUCAGGAGCUGUAUGGAGAUAUAGGAAAGUUGCUUAUGGCCUUAAACUCAAUGUUGUCCAUGUUGUCAACAUCUAAGAGAAAGCCAAUAUCUUCUGUUUAUGAUACUAUAUUUACUUGUUAUAGAAGUGUCAUAAAUUGGUUUAAUAAUUUCCUUAUGAAUCGCAAACAAGCCUCAAAAGAUUACUGCACUUACUCCACUUACUGCAUAUUUAAAACACUUUAAAUCAAUUUGGGGUCACUUUAGUGAAAGCAUCUGUAGUAAAGCAUUAUAUGACUACAGUACCAUGCCCACCAUAAGAACUCUUCAGCAGCACCAAACAGAAGCAUUUCAGUGAUUCAAGUACCAUCUCAGUUUCAAAUGUUCAGUUCUCAAGUCUCUCUACAGCCUCCGUGAUGACAAAUAACAUUAUUGUGAAAAAUGAAUAGAGACACUGAUUCUGCACCUGGCAUGAUGCAUGAUCUGCAUGCUGACAGUGUGAAAUGAGGAAGAUUCUUAAAACUCACCUAAUGAUUCAGUGUGGUGUAACAGACUUUUAUGAGUAUUUGUCUCCUGAGAGAGGUGAAGGCCAACAUUUUCACUAAGGCUGCUGGAUUACUGUCUGGACAUACCUGGAUGCAUUUAUAAAAGGAAAACAGUCAUCCAUUAAAGCAACAAUUACACUGCAAAAGCAAUCUGGAUAGAAUAGCAGAAACCAGGCAGUGUCCAUUUUGCUCAUUUUAAUGCUAUCAAAGUAUCGUUUUGCGUCCAUCACAAAUGUCAUCCUCGCCACAGCAAACAAUCUUUGCAUGAAUAAUGCACCACUGUCACGUCAACAACAGUAACGACUCAAGAACUAUUUAUUUACUCCAAAAAUAAUGCUUCCUCAAAGUCCAUGAAGAGACCAGCCCACAAAUUAAAGCAUGUAUUUAAUUUGCUUCUCAAUUAUCAGAUUUGCAAGUAAGAAACUCAGAUAAAAACCGUAUUACCACAGAUCAACGGAAAGAUGUUUUACUUCAAGAUUGGAACAGGAAUCACAGCAUGUGCACAUGUAUCACAGAAGUAGUCCUUGGUUUGAUAACUUUACUAUUUAAGGCUUCUGACAUACCACAUUUAAAAAAAAAUAACCUACCCCUGGCCAAUGUGAAACUUGCAAAAUUUCAUAUAUACUGCACAGGUAUACAGAAAUACCAUCCUAUGUUUUAUUAGAUCAUGUACAGCAUUCAUUUCCACAAGCAGAAACGUUUCAGAUCCCUGGAGGUAUCUAAAAUGACACUAUCCACAAAGAACACAGAACAACCAGGCACAAAGCAAGGUCUGUUGUGAUAAGACACGGGGAAAUCAUUUUAUAUAAAACAGGGGAGAUUUAGAUCAGAUAUAAGAAAAACGCUUUUUUGUGAUAAGAGUAGUAACUGUCACAGGCUGCCCAGAGGUGGUGGAAGCCCUAUCCCCAAAGACAUUCAAGGUCGGACUGGACUGGGCUCCGAGCACCCGAUGGAGCUGUAGGUGUCCCUGUACAUUGCAAGGGAGUUGGACUAGAUGGCCUUUAAGGCUCCCUUCCAACAUAAAUGAUUCUAUCAUUCUGUGAUCUCUUCCACUGUUCCAGAAAAGGGUACUGUUUGAGGUUUUCCAGAAGUCAAAAUCAGAGCUGAUUCACAGUGUGUGUGGAAUGCAGAUGGAUAAAGCAAGAUCUAAGCCAAACAAGUGUCUGUCUGUGAAUAGGAAAUCAAGUCCAAAGCUACACUAGCAACACACAGUCAAUAGCUUUGCAACUAAUCCAUUCUUUGUCAGGUGGGAGUAAUACAAGAAUGUAGACAGCGCUCUCCAAACCGCAAAUACGUUUUUGUAUGUUUUUCAAAAACAUGCUAGAAACUGAGAGAAAUGAACAGAAGUUAAAUGCCUUCCUGCUUUUGUGGGCCCUGGUGCCUGAGCAUCCCAUGGGCUUGACUCUGAGCUCUCUCAAAAAAAUCUCUAUCUGAGAAGGAUUUCUGUGAUUGUGAUUCUGUCUUGCUAACAGGCUGCAUAUGUUACAAUUGUGCUGAUAGUUACCAGGAUCCCUGUAACAGGUAGUUCUGUAAAGAACACUACUGGAGUUAAAGUAGUACCUCCAACAAAAUCGUUUCUUUUGUCCUGGAGGUUAUGCCUGUAUAUAAGGGGUCAGAUUCAAAGCAGUGCAAGCAAUUUUUGAAGCUCCCAUCCUACAGCUUUGGGAUUUCAAGUAAAAAGGAUAAAAAAAAAAACAACAAAUCAACCUUCUCUGGACUUUAGAAACAGCAUGAAUUAUGGCGCAAGUAUCUCACGGAGAUAACUUAUUGUAAAGAUUCCCUUAAGAUUUGCUGUUCUUUGUUGAUACUGAAGACAAAAAGCACUUAACCUCAGUGUCUGCUAUCACUUGUUUGUCCACAGUGGCAUAAUUCCUCCCUCGUUACAGUCAAGAGCCACUUGCAAAACCAAAUGAGUUGUGACCCUACUCAGCAGCAGGCCGCUACCCCUUCAGUACAGCUGCUGGGCAGCGACCGGCUGCCAGAGACAGACAUGAACUCUUCCAAAAGACUCUUCUGUGCCUAAAGAAAAGCCCAGUCAAGACAGACGAGCACGGAACACAGUGCUUCCUGCCUGCUAUAAUGGGUGACUGCAUCCAUAACACUGUACUGUUGUUCACAGAUCACAAGCAAAGCCUCCUGUAGGCUACUCUUCUCCCACUCUUGCUCACAGUCUUGGUUUUGUUAAUCUACCUAGCUAACAUUAUCAGGCACAUCACUGAUGUAAAAGAGACUCCAGUGAAGUCAGGAGAAUUUACAGAUGCAAGAUCAGAUGCACAGCUGACACAUCUUGCUUCACUUUCAGGUUUGUGAUGAGGUGACUACUAGCAUACAAAAUGCAGAUCUAUAUACUCAACAAAGGAGAUUAUUGUGACCUCUUAUAACUUUCUUCUGCACACAUUUCUCUGAACUUUACAGGAAAUGCCCUCUUCAACCAUGCAUUUGAUAUUUGCAGUUCACAGCCUUCCUCAGUACUUCCCACAGCUCUUAAACCCCCAAGUCAGCAGGUCACUAGCUGAAAUGCAAGCAAAGCAAUCAGGAAGCUCUGGGAGGGCAUUAGUGUACGUUUCAUUAUUGCUUUUCACCAUCCUCAGUGCAUGGCUAUCCACUCAUCAGUGUGGAGGUGGCUUUGUUUCUUAAAAAAUAAAUAUGUAUUUUUUAAAGGCCAAUACUAGUGCUUGCCUCCCCCAUUUUUAUCUAGUUCUGUGCCAGAAACAAUAGAAAGAUCAGGAGCCCUGUCUUGCUGACUGCUAUCAGUCUGGUGUCCUUUGCUUCUUGCUGUCCAUUCAGGAGCAUUGUAUUGGGCGAUCUAAUCAAAAGAAAUGCAUCUUCAACAUACACACCAUAUUCAUGGUAUUUAUAGUCCCUUUUAACAAUAAUAAGCAACAAAUAAACAUUUUUUUUCAUUUCUGAAAGAGGUGUCUGUCCUGGCCGAGCACUUCAUCCAACCAUCAGAUGCAGCUGUAUCUUCUACCAUCUAACAGAGAAUUGUUUUUUAGGCUGAAGAGACAGGCAAAAAAUCAUUGAUAUAUUUUCCCCAGACUUACAGAAACUCAGAGCUGAAAUCAAAAACAACAUAGAGGAUCAAAAGGUUUUUUUUCUUCAGAAAAAACAUGAGGAGACAAACUGGGGGCCAAAAUCAGACACAGAACGAUCUCAGCUCCACUGAGGAGCUCCAGCUCUAAGAAGUGAGCUGCACCCCGUGCACACAGCAGUGCUCACACAGUACAGACUGAUGUGGGGUCUCUUUGCAGUUGCACAUUUGCUUAAAAUACUGCUGAAGCGGCUGUUCAUUCAAAGCUACUAUCACAAGUAUAAAAUGCCAUUUAAUAAUCAGCUUUCAGGCAGGCAUUUGCACUCCAGAUUGUUUAGUCAUCAAAGUGGCUAUUUACUUGAAGGUACUAUCAUGCAUAUAAAAAGUCAUUUUAUAAUCAGUUUUCAGGUAGGCAUUUGUGCUCCCGGCUGUUUAGUCAUCAGUGGAAGCCACUUCUCAGGUGUAUAAAGUCGACAUAAGGACAAUCAACACCAUAAUACUAGGCAGCCAGGCACCGGGCACAUUUAAAUCAGCUCAAUAAGCUGGAAACCAAAAAGCAGCACAAUGUUCUCAGGAAAGACCCAUUUUAGAAUGAAUUAUUGUACAUUGUUGAGAGUAUGUGACAAGACAGCUUUAAUCAGAAAUAAGAGAAACGCAGAGGAAUAAUUUACACAAAGAAAGAGCAACAAGAAGUGCUUGCUCCAAGUUAAAGUUGCACAACUUUGCAAUGUGUCACUGAAGGUCGAAGAUGUGGUUCCCAUUCUCGCUGCACUCACUGUGUGCCCCUAUCUCUUCUCACACUGUAAACUCACUGGAGCAAAGGAGGACUGCGUUUUUGCAAUUUAGAAGCCACUCAGAACAUGCAGUGCAGGCUCAGAAGAAGAUGAAGAAGCUUAUUCUGCUUUUCUCAUUGUUCUUGGCUCCAGCAUUCUCUUAUAAAGAAAAUCAGAAAAUAAACCAAAACUUUUCUUCAAACAAUACCAGUCAUAAACGACUUAAGAGAGACUGGAUAUGGAACCGAAUGCAUAUCAGAGAAGAGAUUGAUUCACCAUUACCACAUCACGUUGGCAAGCUCACAUCGAGUGUAGGGAACAAGAAUGCUAUGUAUAUUAUUGAAGGUGAAUCUGCCAACACCAUCUUUAAAGUGCAAGGGUACGAUGGCGACAUAUACGCUUUUGAGAGGCUGGACAGAGAAAAGAAAGCAGAGUAUGAGCUGACAGCACACAUUAUUGACAGAAGAAACAACCGAUCGCUGGAACCACCAUCUAAAUUUAUUAUCAAGGUUUCUGAUAUUAAUGACAAUGCUCCCAUUUUUGUACAAAAGAUAUUCAAUGGAUCUGUCCCAGAAAUGUCACGAUUAGGAACCUCAGUUACCAAAGUGACAGCUGAAGAUGCCGAUGACCCAACAGUUGCAGGUCAUGCCACAGUUACCUACCAAAUCAUUAAAGGAAAUGAAUAUUUCACAGUUGAUGACUCUGGUGUGAUUUCCACAGCAAGAGCUGAUUUGGACAGAGAGAGUCAAUCAGCAUAUGAAAUUAUUGUUAAAGCAAAAGAUGCUCUAGGGCUUACCGGGGAGUCAAGCACAGCUACAGUCAUUAUCAGGUUAACAGACAUCAAUGACAACUUCCCAGUAUUCAAACACCCAUCAUUUCACUUCAGAGUUCCUGAAAACAUUUCAGUAGGAGGAGAAGUUGGCCGAGUUAAAGUUGAAGAUAUUGAUGAACCACAACACAGAAAUACAAAAUACAGUUUUGUCAGAGGAGACUACAGGGACACCUUUGAAAUUAUAGCAAAUCCAUUCACCAAUGAAGGAAUCAUUAGACCAAAGAAGCCCCUGGACUUCGAGAAAGUAGCAGAGUACAGGUUUGACAUUGAAGCAACAGAUCACAACGUUAACCCUGCCUACUACAAACCUGGUGGCUCCAGGAGCAUUUCAACAAUUACCAUUGAAGUUACAGAUGUAGAUGAGCCUCCUGUCUUCACCAAACUAUCAUAUGAAUUCAAAGUACAGGAGAAUAAUCCUGAAAUAAAAACACUUGGCUCCGUUGGGGCACAUGACCCCGACGCAGCUAAACGGAAAAUCAGAUUUGCUCGACGAAGAGCUAGCCCUAAUGGAGACUAUGUUAGAGUAUCUGAUUCUGGAAUUAUUCAGCUUCCUAAGCCCCUAGAUAGAGAAUUCAGCUCCUUAUACAACAUCACUGUGGCAGCCCAGGAAAUCCUGGAGGAUGGCCGUCUUUCUGACAGAGAAUCACACGCACAAGUUCACGUCAUUGUCACUGACGAAAAUGAUAAUGCUCCAGAACUCGUUUAUCCUGAGGAACCCAGAGUGUGCGAAAAUGCUGCGCCGGGGAAGGUAAUCAUCAGGAUUUCAGCUACUGACAAGGAUGAAAUAUCACCUGGAGGUUUCUUCACAUACUCCCUAACCACAGAAGAUAGCAACUUCUCCUUGACUGAGAACCCCGAUAACACAGCUAAUAUCACUGUCAAGGAUGGACAGUUUAAUCGUGAACUUGCCAAAAUCCACUACCUGCCUGUCAUCAUCUCAGACAACGGCAAUCCUGAGCUCAGCAGCACAAACACACUUGUUAUCAGUGUCUGCAAGUGUAAUGAAAAAGGCGACUUCACUUUUUGUGAGGAAAGAGCUAAACAAGUUGGAGUUAGUGUACAAGCACUGGUGGCAAUUUUCAUCUGUAUCUUCACAAUCAUUGCAGUGAUUGCAUUGCUAAUUCUUCUAAGGAAGAGACACAAGAAGGAUCUGAGCGGUCUCAGGAGGAAUGUGGCAGAGAUCCACGAGCAGCUCGUCACUUACGAUGAAGAAGGUGGCGGUGAAAUGGACACCACCAGCUAUGAUGUGUCCGUGCUCAACUCCGUGCGCAAGAAUGGUAUAAAGCCAGAAGUGGUGCCUUCUGCAUAUGCACAGGUCCAAAAGCCUCCUGGAAAUACAACUUCUGGUGCUGGAGAAAUGGAAAUGAUGAUCGAGGUUAAGAAGGACGAAGCUGACAAUGACAGGGAUCUGCUGCCAUAUGACACGCUUCACAUUUAUGGCUACGAAGGGGCCGAGUCCAUUGCAGAAUCUCUCAGUUCUUUGGAAUCAGGCUCCUCAGACUCAGAUAUCGAUUAUGACUUCCUAAAUGACUGGGGACCCAGGUUUAAAAUGUUAGCUGAGCUGUAUGGAUCAGAAUCAAAUGAAGAUUUUGUGUAUUAAGUUCACAUUAGCCAUAAAUUUUCUUCCUUCCACUACAGAUAGGUAUCAAGAGCCUGCCAAUGGCCACGGAAAGAUUCACAGCUCUUCACCCAGGCAGUAGUAGGAUUUCAAACAGACACAAGAAAACCUGAUAGCAGUAGAGAUAAAACAAACCAUACAAAUAAAGUACUGGCUUCCCUGGCACUGCUCUUCUUGCCAAUGUUCUGUUCUUUCCUCAAAAUUGCUGCUUGGGGACCCAGAGUCUCCUAGGACAUGAUUCCUCUCCCUGUCUCGAUAGAUCCUUCUCCUUAUAAAGUGUUGUGGUAUUGUCUCUGGUUUGUCCUUCAUUCCUCUCAUCCUGUGCUGCUUUCAUCAGCAUGCGCUCAGGAUGACCCGCUGGAACACACAGGUUUGGUGGCAGUGGGAAAGAAUGUUUUUAUAACCUCCUGCAUCUCCAGCCUGCCUGGCCUGACAGUAACAUCUUUAUUGAUACUGCGCGCUUAUGCUUACCCAGCAGAGGAAAGAAGGAACAUAUGGUUUAUCACUUAAUAUUAGAAACAAUUCCAUCACUUUCAAAAAGAGGCAAGAUUUUUCCUUCUUUCCAAUCUACUAAUUAUUCUAGCUUGAUAGUCUUUGACUACAUACAUGAGUUACUGCAGAUAAAAUUAGACAGGAUUUUUAGAGGCAUAGUCUGGUUUCAUCUCUCAUUUUUAACAGCCUGAUGAUGAUUUCAGGCACCUUUCUGGAGUGCUACAAUUUCCUCUAGCUACCAGCAAAAUUGUUUUUCCUUUCUGUAAAUAGGACCUCAGUGUUACUCAAUGGAACAUAUCCUGCAGGGCAGGAAAUGUGGACAUGAAGGGAAUGUCAAGACUCCAGUACUGUAAAUCUUUCUGGAUAGCAGCAUAAGUCUCUCUGGAUCUCUAAAAAGGUUGAGUAAGUUUUUUAUUCAACAUUAUUAACGGAAAUGUAUUAUUUCAGGGACAAAGGACGGGCCUCAUUACUGUGAAACUGUUUUGAUUUUUUUCUAAGCAGGUACUGUAAAACGGGUAUUUUCCACCUAGGAAAAUAUUGUAGAGUUCCAAACCAGGAUACUACACACCUACACAUUUGUCUGCAUAAGAGAACCACAAAUGGAAGUAAGGUUUUGGAGCGGCAGCUGUUCUGUCCAUGGUAAGCACGUGUUCAGCUUCGUGCCUGAUGAAGAGCCGCACAGUGAGCAGAAUGAAAUUUCCCACACCUGACGUUACCCAGCCAAAGGCAUCGUGUUAGAAGUGGGUCUCUUAGGACAACGGCCUGUCUCUGCUUUCUGUCAAAGCAGAUUCCUGUUAUCUUCAGCAGGAACAGAGCCCUACUACACCAACACUCAGUUUUGCAGAAUCUGUGCUACAGCUGUAUGCAUUAGUUUAGAUGAUUUGAUUAUUUAAAUUUGGGAGCUAACCACAUAAUACUAAAUCUCUUUUUUUUCCUUCCUAAAACAAUGUAGUGGGACCUCAUUAGUUUCCUUUUCAUUUGUUCGUGUCCGCUCCCUUCCCCACAGUACUUUCAUGGCAGGAGACAGCAAUGCACAACAGUGCAGUCUCUUAUCAGUCCUCACAACUAUAUAAAGUUGUCUACUAAAAUACUUGCUAGACACAAUCACAUAACUAUCAUCAGUGAUUCAAAUCACUAACAUUUUCAAAUAUGAACAAAGGGAAAGCUAAGUAGAAUCCAGCCCAUCAAUCACAUCACGUUUGGAUCAGAUCCCCUGUAAAAAAAAGUAAAUUUGGGGAUGACAGCCUUGGUUUUAUUUGUAAAUGUGUGUGUCCAUUUUCUACUGUUUUGCUUAAUCCAGCUAACAGUGUAUGUUAUUGAGGUUCCACCCGUUAGUAUAUUAUAAAGAAUUGUAACUAAUACUACUUACCAUUUGGGUUUUCAUCAGUAAUUAAUGUAUUGGCAAUCAACAGGUAAAGUUAGUUAUGAAACUAUUUAGUGUAGCAAAUAAAGUACUUUGGUAAGCAUCACCCAGAUAGUAUUAUUUGUAAGUGCUGUUUUCAAGCUUGUUUUAUAAAGCUAUUUUAAGGAAUGCUGUAUCAAUUUCCAUUGCAUAAAGACAUUUGCACUGGGCGUUUUCUUUUAAUAUUGCUGUACUGUAUUUUUGCUUCGUUCCUCUGACUACAUAAAAGCCACUCUCAAGUUUG